Messenger RNA from Triticum dicoccoides, 3602 nucleotides. Its product is annotated as 5'-3' exoribonuclease 3-like. The transcript has 19 exons. Gene Ontology annotation, molecular function: RNA binding; 5'-3' RNA exonuclease activity. The record is from RefSeq and is a predicted model, not a curated record. Lineage: Eukaryota; Viridiplantae; Streptophyta; Magnoliopsida; Poales; Poaceae. The coding region runs from base 210 to 2960 and encodes 916 amino acids. Gene Ontology annotation, cellular component: nucleus. Gene Ontology annotation, biological process: nuclear-transcribed mRNA catabolic process.
CUUAGCAAUAGCAUGUACUACUCUUCGUGGAAAGUCUUGAGAAGCAUGGUGGAAAGUCGACUCAGCAAAGCAAAAAACCCAAGAUUAGCAACCGAUGUGCUGCGACGUGCUCCUACCAGCUAAAUAUCCCAAGGUUCGUUGGUGUCUCUAGCUCAGCUACGAAAUUAAUCAUUCUCUCCCAUAUGCCAAGAUUCUACUAGCCAGCGGCCAUGGGAAUACCUUCCUUCUUCAGCUGGCUCGUGGGCAAAUACCCAAACAUCGUCAGCCCCAUCAUCGACGUCUUUCCUGACUCGUCGGAGGAGGAGGAGGACGAGGAGCAGGAGGAAGAAGAAGAAGAUGACGAGGAAGAAGAAGAUGAAGAACAACAACAAGAAGAGAUCAUCUACGACAACCUCUACCUUGACAUGAAUGAAAUCAUCUACAAAUGCUUCCGCCUCAACAACGGGCUGGUAAUACACAUCUCAACAACCCAUGACGAUCCGCAUGCAAUCUGGCCGGUGUCUGCUAACCUUUCACUUGCAUUUGCACAGGUGUACCAUUGGUUUUUCGAUUACAUGGAUCGCUUGUUUCGCAUCGUCAGGCCGAGGAGGCUCCUUUACUUGGCAGUAGAUGGCGUUGCCCCUAUGGCCAAGAUGAACAAGCUGCGACAGGGGUACUUCAAAUAUGCCAAGCAUCACACAGAUGCGGAGGCUGAAGCGGUCCUCUUGACUGAGAUAUUCAGAGCUCAAGGGAAGGAGGUGCUGCCGCGAGGUACAUAUGAGCUCGAGGGUCCUACUGUUAAGAUGCCAGGGACGGAAUUCAUGGAGAAAAUAUCAAUACUGCUGGAGUAUUUCAUCCGUGAACGGUUGAAGAUGGACCCUGAGUGGAAAGACAUCAAGGUCGGUCGUUGCUUGAUGAGUUCCCCACGUCUCCUCUUUCUGAAGGUAAUAUUAUCUGAUGCAAAUGUUCCUCGAGAAGGGGAGCACAAGAUCAUGUCCUUCAUUCGGGCACAACGGAGCAUGGGAAACUAUGAUCCGAACACCCGUCAUUGUCUGCAUGGGCAUGAUGCAGAUCUGAUAAUGCUCGCUUUGGCGUCUCACGAAGUCCACAUUUCAAUUUUGCGGGAGGUCAAUCCAAAUGGCAGGAUACCGGCAAGACUGUAUCAGUUUGUGAACAUAUGGGUUCUGAGAGAGUACUUGGAAAUUGAAAUGAAGGCACCAGAUUGCAACCAAGAUAUUGAAAGACUAAUAGAUGACUUUAUCCUUAUUUGUUUCUUGACGGGAAACGAUUUCAUUCCACGGAUUCCUUCACUAGAGAUAAAUGAAUUUGCAGUUGAUCUUCUCAUUGAAGUGUACAAGACAACCUUCAACAAAAUGGGGGGCUAUAUUAUCAACACAAACAAAAUCAAUGAUAAAAACGGCGCGUAUCUGGAAGUCUCGAGGUUGGAAAAGUUCCUUCAUGAGUUGUCCUUGUGCGAAGAGAGAAUUUUACUCAAAAGAUAUGAACUUCGAGAGAAGUUACUAUGCAAGAUACAGCGUGAAGCUGCGGAAGACAAAUGGGCCAAGGGAGAGGACAGGGCCGAGAAGAAAACGUCCUCCGCGCAAGUUUAUUUGUAUCCUGUGGAGACUCGGCUUGAAAAAAAGUCUAAUGACGUGGUCAGAAAGAAUACCAGGGAGCUGUGGAGAACUGUUAAUGACAUUUGCCGUAGUAAGGAUGACCUUUCUAAAAAUGGAGCCUGCAAACAAGAGAGGAUAAGACUGGGGUGGAAAUCCCAGUUCUACACAGAGAAAUUUGGUGCCGAAACUUCUAAUGAAGUUGGAAGGCUGCAGACUGAAAUGGUUCAGAAGUAUUUAGAAGGAUUAUGUUGGGUGCUACAAUGCUAUUUUUCUGAAGUUCCUUCAUGGACUUGGAACUACCCAUUCAAUUAUGCUCCUUUCGCAUCUGAUUUCAAAUAUCUGUCUCAAUUCAAGACAUCUUUCACCAUGGACAAACCACUAAGAGCAUUUGAUCAGCUCAUGGCAGUUUUGCCACCAGAAAAGCAUGUUCUGUCAUGUGCCCUUCCAAAAUGUUACAGCAAAUUAAUAGGCUGUGAAGAUUCCAUAAUACAAAUAUUCUAUCCGUCAGAGUUCGAGAUUGAUUCAGAUGGGAAACGUUUCUUGUCGCAAGGCAUUGCAAAGUUGCCAUUCAUAGAUAAGGAACUGCUGCUUUCAGCCACCAAAAUGGUAGAGAAAGAUCUCACGGAGGAUGAAAUGAGACUUAAUGAUGUUCGGCAAGAGAGGAUCUUCCUGAGGAACUCACACAGUCUGGCAAAUAAUGCAGCAUUUGUGCCAGCAAUGUCCGACUAUCCGCAGGAAAAGCUUUGGAUGGACACUAGUGAAAUCGGAGGAUGGCUCUCACCAGAUGAGGGGGCUCAGAGCUUUGCAUCAAGAAAAAACAAGGUUCAAUACGUGUCGAUGUCAAUAAGCGAUAUAGAUAUGACAGUAUCAGCAAUGUUCUUUAACCCUGAGGCAGUGAAGCCGAUUUCAAGAUUACUUGACAAUGUCAUAGUGCCUGACAAGACUAUAACUGAAGCGGACAUUCGGAAGAGACCGAUGUGGCACACGUACCCGGGUCCAAGGCCAAGACCGCCGCAUAUCACCCACAGGCCAGAGACCCUGUGCAGGGCGAGCUCGACGGCGACACCGAGGGAAGAGCAUAAGCUAGCCGGGGAGGGGUGGCUGGGACGGGGGAGAGGAAGCGCCCCCGCCCCCGCCGCCCCCGCUUCCCAGACACGGCAGAUCGGGCCGAGCGGCUACGGGAGAGGUUCCCAUGGUGUGGACAUGGCGCAGAGCCGAGGCGGCCGGUUCGACGGCGGUGAUGAGUGGGCAGGAGGAGGAGGCGGCGGCGGCACGGUGAAGAGGCCGGAGACGGAGGGGCGGCCCGUUGGGUUGUGGGCGAGAGGAGGCGGCCGUCGCGGGAGCGGGCCAGCCCGCGCGCGGUAGCAUGCUUUAGUUCAUCUGAGGCCCGUUUCAAGCUUUGGGCUGGCCGAAGUAUCAAGCCCGAAGCAGAAAAUCUAGGGACGAGCCCAAAGCAGAAGUUUCAGGUGCGCAUGAGGGCAUUGCUAAAAAAAAAGUCCAUUGGUUGGUAAGAUAUUCUCUUUCAUGUAAGUUUAGAGGAAAGGUAUACACCCAAUUUUAUAAAUAAAGCUAGUAGGCAGAAUUCAGACAAAACGAACUUCGAGUAGUGAACAACCAAGGCACAACACGCCAACAAACUGAAAGUACAGUUACACGGCCCAAGGCCAAUACGGCACGCAUGCCACAACCUACGCGACAAAGAGCUAGGGGGCACCGAGAGACGACCUCGGGUCGGGUGGAACGCUCCAGCGCAAGGAUCGAAGAUGUAGAAGUACGCAUUUUGCCAAUCAACUCGUCAAUUGCCCCACGAUCAUCCACCUUAAUCAAUGAUUUUCACUGGUGAAGGAAAGAGACAAGUUUAAACAAACAAUCAACAGGAUUAUUAGGAAAAUAUUCUCAGUAGUGAAGUUGUUACGUGUGGUCCAGAACACCCAGCACAUGGCAGGGAACCCAACCCAAAACAGACGCCUGUAAAGCCCAAAGAGAAUGGAAGCCCUGGCGAGGAGU